CCUCCUGGUGCUCCGGGAAUGCCAGGUCGUGAAGGUCUACCAGGACAGCAAGGUCCUAAGGGACCUCCUGGACCAACUGGCCGACAAGGAGAUGAUGGCCAGCCAGGAGCUCCAGGAAAACAAGGUGCUCCAGGUAUACAGGGUGAGAGAGGAAUAUGUCCCAAGUAUUGUGCUGUUGAUGGUGGUGUUUUCUUUGAAGACGGAACUCGUCGUUAA
Messenger RNA from Enterobius vermicularis (human pinworm), 216 nucleotides. The record is from the annotation of a GenBank genome assembly. NCBI's taxonomy places the organism in Eukaryota, Metazoa, Nematoda, Chromadorea, Rhabditida, Oxyuridae.